This is a messenger RNA of Acaromyces ingoldii, 2003 nucleotides long. RefSeq names its product Per1-domain-containing protein. Gene Ontology annotation, molecular function: hydrolase activity, acting on ester bonds. Lineage: Eukaryota; Fungi; Basidiomycota; Exobasidiomycetes; Exobasidiales; Cryptobasidiaceae. The record is from RefSeq and is a predicted model, not a curated record. The transcript has a single exon. Bases 143 to 1927 code for a protein of 594 amino acids. Gene Ontology annotation, biological process: GPI anchor biosynthetic process. Gene Ontology annotation, cellular component: endoplasmic reticulum membrane.
CUUCGUUUCACCCUGACUAUCAAGACGGGGCCAGGGAAAGAGCAUGGCAGUCGAUUCACCGGCAUCGAGCAGCCGCUGCUCUGCGCCGCCUUCUGCCUGCUCUGCUCCUCCCACUGAAGAUCAUCGAUCUUCCGCUGCCACAAUGGCCCUCGCCAGGGGAAAAAGAAGAAGGCGAAGAAGGCGUUUGCGACUCGCCGAUGUCGUCUUUCCUCUCGCCAUUCUCUUUUUCCUCGCCAGCAGCGUUUUGCCGACAGUAAGCGCCUCGCAAGGAGACCGGUCACCAGAGUACCAAAGUUGCGUGAGCUCGUGCACCAAGGAUUCUUGCUCGGGCGAUCCCGAAUGGGACGACGGGACAGCCAAGACGACGAGGCUCCCGAUGAUGCUCCGGCUCACCUUCUGGAACUGCAUCGAUGACUGCAAGUACCACUGCACCCACCGUGUCACCAACGCGGCCCAAAGUCGGGUCCGAAAAAUUCGCGAAGAGACGAGGGCGCUCGUCGAUGCAAAGGGUGCUGCCGAGGACUGGUCGAUGGCAAAGCAGCGGAGCGUGGCCGAGCAGAUGGUCAAGGAGAGGCUCGACGCCAUGCGGCCCGUCGAGAAGCAGAUGGUCCAAUUCCACGGCAAAUGGGUCUUUGUCCGCUUCCUGGGCUGCCAGGAACCCAUGUCGGUCCUCUUCUCGCUCAUGAACUUCUUUGUCCACCAGAGGGCUGUCCGGCAGCUCGGCAAGCACAUUCCCGAAGCAUUCCCACUCAAGCUCGUCUACAUCCUCCAUGCCCUCGUCAGCUGCAACGCCUGGUUCUGGUCCGCCGUCUUUCAUGCGCGCGACAAGAACUUCACCGAGAGGAUGGACUACUUUUCGGCGGGCGCCGUUGUCCUGGGCGGGCUCUUCUUCUCCCUCUCGAGGCUCUUUCGCCUGGCGCCGGGCACGGUCGCCUUUGGCCUGCUGGCACGCAUCUGCGGAGCCUGCCUCGGCCUCCAUAUCCUCUACCUCAGCUUCGGCCGGUUCGACUACUCGUACAACAUGACUGCCAACGUGGUGGUCGGUCUCGCGCACAGCCUGCUCUGGCUCGCCUAUUCGUUCAGCCCGUCUGCAUUCGCUGCCCGGUCGCUCGGCUCUUCGCUCUCGGAUCGAUACAGCGCCUCGCGUGCGGCCAUGCGGGCCAGUCGCCCCCCAUCAGGGAUCGCCGGCGCCGCUGCUGCAGGCUCACCGCCCCCGGGCACAACGGCGCACUCCAACGGCGGAUCGCCUCCCGCGCCCGUCUCCGCCGCCAUCCCACCGCCGUCGUCGUCCAAACGGGCCCGCCAUCAGCUGCGAAAGAUUGUCUUUUUGCUCUUGGCCGCUUCUGCCUUGGAGCUGCUUGACUUUCCCCCAAUUCUGCGCGCGCUCGACGCACACGCCCUCUGGCACCUCGCCACCGUCCCGCUCGCUUCGAUGUGGUACGGCUGGCUGAUUGAGGAUGCACGCGAGUGCGUCGCAUCGGGCUUCUUUGUCGGCGAGGGGAUAAAGGGACCCAAGCUGUUGACCGAGGGGAGUGCCGCGGCCGCCGAGGUCGUUGUGCCGGCGCUGGAGAGGGCAAAGGAGUGGGCCUCGAGUGCCGCUUCGAGCGCCGCUGCGUCUGCCCGACACCGGGGUAUCAACUUUGACUGGGACAAUCUCCAAGGUGCCGCGAGCGCGAGUGGAGUCGAGCUGAAUGCGCUCACACACAAGCUCAAUGCCCUGGCAAGAGGCACUCUCAAUGGCAUUGGCGGCGGCCACGGGGGGCAAGGGCAUGCCAACAGCGCAAGCACGCCCCACGUCGUCGUGCCAGGUGUUGCAGUCGGUGGCAGCACCACGCCCGGUGUGGAUCUCGGAGCAGGCGGCGGCGGCGGCAGCAGCUCGAGGGAGCGGGAAAAGCAACGAGAGCUCGGCGAUCGGGGGAUCGUCUAGAGCUCUCUCUCCUCUCACUGUCGACUUUUCUGCCGGCUCGCAGCCUCUGUGGUCAUUGUUCAUCAUUCAUCGUUUG